Hemiscyllium ocellatum (epaulette shark) is the source of this 1098-nucleotide messenger RNA. It is a transcript of the gene pjvk, whose product is annotated as pejvakin. NCBI's taxonomy places the organism in Eukaryota, Metazoa, Chordata, Chondrichthyes, Orectolobiformes, Hemiscylliidae. The record is from RefSeq and is a predicted model, not a curated record. Gene Ontology annotation, cellular component: cytoplasm. The coding region runs from base 1 to 1098 and encodes 365 amino acids. Gene Ontology annotation, biological process: programmed cell death. The transcript has 6 exons.
AUGUUUGCUGCUGCUACAAAGAACUUUGUGAAGCAGGUUGGAGAUACAGGCCGACUAAAACCUGUUCCUGGUCUGAGUGAGGCUGACAGAUAUCAACCACUCAGUCUAGUGACAAAAAGGAAGAAAUCGUUCUUUUGGAAAAAGAAGAAAUACAGCUCUACACCGUUCACUCUGAAGGACAUUCUUGUUGGAGAAAAGGAGGUUUCUGCAGGUGUCUCUUCAUAUCAGCUUCUCAAUUAUGAAGAUAAGUCAGAUGUUUCCCUGAACGGGAAACUUGGAAAUCAUAUAAUUCAUGACGUUGGGUUUAACAUUGACGGAUCAGAUUCUGUGGCAGUGAAAGCUUCAUUUGGAAUUGUGACAAAACAUGAGGUAGAGGUUCCAAUACUUCUUAGGGAGAUCAUUAACAGAAAAAUUGAUAUGGAACACUGUCUUGUUCGUCAGAUGAAAGAAGGUCGGCGAGCUGUAUUGUGUGUUGUCAUGGAAAGCAUCCGCACAACACGGCAAUGCUCACUUACUGUGCAUGCAGGCAUGAGAGGUAAAACGAUGAGGUUUCAGAUUGAUGAUGGACGAAAUCACAAAGGUUGUGACAAAGCCAUUGUCAUCCCAGCUCAUACAACAAUUGCGUUUAGUGUAUUUGAACUCUAUAUCCAUUUAGAUGGGCAUUUUGAACUCUGUGUUACAUCUGAAUCAGAAGGUGGGUUUGAAAAAGAACAAAUAACUGAGCAACUGGGAGGUUUAAUGAGCCGAUUCUCUGUGUGGAAAUUGCGACGAUGUCUGUCUGAUUUCUUUUAUGGCAAUGAAAAGGUGUUGGAUGAUGUCAGAAAUUCCACCCUUUAUUUGGAGGAUCUGAUUGCUGACUAUUAUGAAAAGGCUACAAGCAUGACUGACAUUUCCACAAACUACCUCAGAGAUAAUGUACACACACGGGUCAAUCUCCUCAAUCAUAAUAUCUCUAAAGGACCCUGUACUCUUUGUGGCAUGGGAAGCUCCCGAAGAGAGACAGUAUAUGGAUGCCUGGAGUGUUCAUUCAAUGGGCAGAAAUAUGUGAGACUGCAUGUGGUACCAUGCUUUGAUCUGUGGCACAAAAGAAUAAGAUAA